Molecule: messenger RNA, 723 nt
Organism: Psilocybe cubensis
Lineage: Eukaryota; Fungi; Basidiomycota; Agaricomycetes; Agaricales; Agrocybaceae
Exons: 6
Coding region: 1-723 (240 amino acids)
Source: RefSeq, a predicted model, not a curated record
AUGUCUUUAAAUGACCCAGCGGCUCUUCUUGCUCUUCUCGAGCAGCUCAAGGCUUCCGCUGCUUGGCACCACGCGUCCGGCUCGUCCCAGGCUCAGUCUGAUCCCGCCCCGAUUCCUUCCUCGUCCUCAAGUUAUCUCCCAGACUCCCCCAGUGCUAGAUCGUCGCUUCCAAGCGCGUCUGUAGCCUCUUUGUUGUCCCAGUUGAAUUCACCUCCUGUUGACCAGCCCCCUCCUGCUUUUGCUCAGGGCUAUCUCGUCCCCCAACCACAGGAGACUCUACAAGACAGAUCAAAAUUUUCCUUUCGUCAGUCGCUUCCAGUCGUGUCAGAAUUAUCGGACAAUCCCUCUUUUUCCGUCGCGGUAAAGAGGAUCAAGUCCGAACAAGACGACCUCGAGCGUCGAUUGUGGGCAGAUCGGGAGGCCAUCUAUGCAAAGUAUCAUGAAAAGCUCAAAAACGCUCAGACAAAGGCCCGGAUGAUUGGAGGAACAGUUUCCCAGCAUGAGCUCAAUAUGAUAACGGACGCCUUUAAGAAGGAAAUCCAAAAAUUUGACAUUGAACGCGUUUUGCCUGCUUGGGACGGCCUCAUAUCAAGGCAGCAGCUCGAGCUGUCCCAGAUGGGUGUUCCAACCAUGUUUGUCACCGCUAAUGUCGACGACCGCCAGCGGCAACAGCAGGUUGUUGGCCUAUUGGAAACUCUACUCGGUCCGAAAGCGGCUGUUUGA